Nycticebus coucang (slow loris) is the source of this 1729-nucleotide messenger RNA. It is a transcript of the gene VRK1, whose product is annotated as VRK serine/threonine kinase 1. The transcript is spliced from 14 exons. Lineage: Eukaryota; Metazoa; Chordata; Mammalia; Primates; Lorisidae. Gene Ontology annotation, cellular component: nucleus; cytoplasm. Gene Ontology annotation, biological process: peptidyl-serine phosphorylation; signal transduction. The record is from RefSeq and is a predicted model, not a curated record. Gene Ontology annotation, molecular function: protein serine/threonine kinase activity; ATP binding. The coding region runs from base 253 to 1650 and encodes 465 amino acids.
CGGCGGCGCGGCCUGAGAGCUCGCUCGCAAAGCUGGGGAUGCGGAGGCGGAUGGCCGGGGACCGGAGCCGGCGCUGGGCUUCCGGACGGCAGUGAUCUGGGGCGGCCUGCGCGCGCCAGGGCUGCGAGAGGCGCUGCGGAGCUCCACUGCUCCGCGGGGCCGCGGUCUACCGCCUCGCUUCAGCCUGUGUCGGCGCCCACUCCUUCCCGCUGUCCCUUAGAGGGCCAGGCUGGCUCCCCAGCUUCUAGUUCCAUGUUCUGGGCGAGCGUCGUAGCGCGCUCAGUCAAAAUGCCUCGUGUAAAAGCAGCUCAAGCUGGAAGACAGGGCCCUGCAAAAAGACAUCUUGCAGAACAAUUUGCAGCUGGGGAGGUAGUAACUGACAUGGCAAAAAAAGAAUGGAAAGUAGGAUUACCCAUUGGCCAAGGUGGCUUUGGCUGUAUAUAUCUUGCUGAUACAAAUUCUUCAAAAUCGGUUGGCAGUGAUGCACCCUGUGUUGUAAAAGUGGAACCCAGUGACAAUGGACCUCUUUUUACUGAAUUAAAGUUCUACCAGCGAGCUGCUAAACCAGAGCAAAUUCAGAAAUGGAUUCGUACCCAUAAACUGAAGUACCUGGGUGUUCCUAAGUAUUGGGGGUCUGGUCUACAUGAUAAAAAUGGAAAAAGUUAUAGGUUUAUGAUAAUGGAUCGCUUUGGGAGUGACCUUCAGAAAAUAUAUGAAGCAAAUGCCAAAAGGUUUUCUCGGAAAACUGUCUUGCAACUAAGCUUAAGAAUUCUGGAUAUUCUUGAAUAUAUUCACGAGCAUGAGUAUGUACAUGGAGAUAUCAAGGCCUCAAAUCUUCUUCUGAGCUACAAGAAUCCUGACCAGGUGUACUUGGUAGAUUAUGGCCUUGCUUAUCGGUACUGCCCUGAUGGAGUUCAUAAAGAAUACAAAGAAGACCCCAAAAGAUGUCAUGAUGGCACCAUUGAAUUCACCAGCAUUGAUGCACACAAUGGCGUGGCCCCAUCACGACGCGGUGAUUUGGAAAUACUUGGUUAUUGCAUGAUCCAGUGGCUGACUGGCCAUCUUCCUUGGGAGGAUAAUUUGAAAGAUCCUAAAUAUGUUCGAGAUUCCAAAAUUAGAUAUAGAGAAAAUAUUGCAAGUUUGAUGGACAAGUGUUUUCCUGAGAAAAACAAACCAGGUGAAAUUGCCAAAUACAUGGAAACAGUGAAAUUACUGGGCUAUACUGACAAACCUCUUUAUCAAAAUUUACGAGAUAUUCUUUCACAAGGACUGAAAGCUAUAGGAAGUAAAGAUGAUGGCAAACUGGACCUCACUGUUGUGGAGAAUGGCGGUCUGAAAGCAAAAACAAUAACAAAGGCUUCUUCCCUGCCAGAGAAGAAACGAAAUCAUAGGUCCUGGUUUUGCGAAAGAAAGAAAUUGAAGAAAGCCCAGAAUCUACUGUCGAAGAUAUGGAAUGCUCAAAUACACAGACAGAGGAGGGCACACAAACCCGUUCAAGAACCAGGAAGAGAGUCCAGAAGUAAUUCAAAUGCUGUGAAUUUGAUGUUUUCUCUUCUUUCUUUUCUUCCUUUUCACUUGAUUUUUUUUCUCUUUUGCUGUUUGAAAUGUUUUAUUUUCAUGACAGCCUUGUGGGAUGGGAAUAAUAAUUAAAUACCAUUGUCUUCAGAAAACAUAAGAUUUUUUUAUUCAAAUUCUUUGUACAAUUUAUUAAAGACUAAUUUAUGAAAUU